Messenger RNA from Dendrobium catenatum, 643 nucleotides. Its product is annotated as 60S ribosomal protein L31. The transcript is spliced from 2 exons. Gene Ontology annotation, cellular component: cytosolic large ribosomal subunit; ribosome. Gene Ontology annotation, molecular function: structural constituent of ribosome. Lineage: Eukaryota; Viridiplantae; Streptophyta; Magnoliopsida; Asparagales; Orchidaceae. Gene Ontology annotation, biological process: cytoplasmic translation. The coding region runs from base 73 to 438 and encodes 121 amino acids. The record is from RefSeq and is a predicted model, not a curated record.
AUUGUCGUUCUUCUUCAGCGGCCGCGCAAAUCCAGAUUAGGGUUUUAGCUGGUAAGAUAAGCGGCAGUGAGAAUGGUUGAAAAGGGUAGCAAAGGACGGAAGGAAGAAGUUGUGACAAGAGAGUACACUAUCAAUCUUCACAAAAGGCUCCAUGGAUGCACUUUCAAGAAAAAAGCCCCCAAGGCUAUAAAGGAGAUCAGGAAAUUUGCACAGAAGGCAAUGAGGACAACCGAUAUCAGAAUCGAUGUAAAGGUGAAUAAGCAAAUAUGGAGCAGAGGUAUCCGCAGCGUCCCCAGGCGAGUUCGUGUGAGGAUUGCCCGCAAGAGGAAUGAGGAAGAAGAUGCCAAGGAGGAAUUCUACUCUCUUGUGACAGUUGCUGAGGUCCCUCCUGAGGGUCUCAAGGGCCUUGGAACGAAGGUAAUUGAUGAAGCAGAUUGAUUUCAAUUUUGAAUGGAGCUUAUCUGCACUGUUCAUUCAUUUUGUAUUGCUAUAUGUUCCUUGAUUCAAGCAUGUUUGAGAUAUUUAUUUUGAAUUAUGCUUUCAUUUAGCUGGUAUUUGAUGACAUGUAAACUUUCUUGCGGUAAACUUUAAUACUUGGUUUUUCACUGCUUUGACAUUUUACUAUUGUAUAUUUGUUUUUUUU